CGCUUCCGUUGGCGUAAGCACUUUCAUUUCUUCUGUUACCGUGACUAAGAUGGAAGCGUUUUUGGAGUCGCGGUCUGGACUUUGGGCCGGGGGUCCGGCCCCGGGACAGUUUUACCGCAUCCCUUCCACUCCCAGUUCCUGCAUAGAUCCGGUGUCCUCGCUCUACGGGGGUCCGAUCACGCGGACCCAGAACCCCAUGGUGACCGGGACCUCGGUCCUCGGCGUUAAGUUCGAGGGCGGAGUGGUGAUUGCGGCAGACAUGCUGGGCUCCUACGGCUCCUUGGCUCGUUUCCGCAAUAUCUCUCGCAUUAUGCGAGUCAACAACAGUACCAUGCUGGGUGCUUCCGGAGACUACGCAGAUUUCCAGUAUUUGAAGCAAGUUCUCGGCCAGAUGGUGAUUGAUGAGGAGCUGUUGGGAGAUGGACACAGUUAUAGUCCUAAAGCUAUUCAUUCAUGGCUGACCAGGGCCAUGUACAGCCGCCGCUCCAAGAUGAAUCCUCUGUGGAACACCAUGGUCAUUGGAGGCUAUGCUGAUGGAGAGAGCUUCCUCGGUUAUGUGGACAUGCUUGGUGUAGCCUAUGAAGCCCCUUCGCUGGCCACUGGUUAUGGUGCAUACUUGGCUCAGCCUCUGCUGCGAGAAGUUCUGGAGAAGCAGCCAGUGCUGAGCCAGACUGAGGCCCGCGAGCUAGUAGAACGCUGCAUGCGAGUGUUGUACUAUCGAGAUGCCCGUUCUUACAACCGGUUUCAAAUUGCCACUGUAACCGAAAAAGGUGUUGAAAUAGAGGGACCACUGUCUGCAGAGACCAACUGGGAUAUUGCCCACAUGAUCAGUGGCUUUGAAUGAAAUACAGAUGCAUUCUUCGGAACUAAAGUUAAAACUCCUCCUCUUAACUUUGAACUUGGCUGGUUCAAAGGUAGUCUUUUCUUUUGUACAUUAAAUAAAUCCUUCAGAAUGCUU
Lemur catta (Ring-tailed lemur) is the source of this 958-nucleotide messenger RNA. RefSeq names its product proteasome 20S subunit beta 4 (gene PSMB4). Lineage: Eukaryota; Metazoa; Chordata; Mammalia; Primates; Lemuridae. The transcript is spliced from 7 exons. The coding region runs from base 50 to 844 and encodes 264 amino acids. Gene Ontology annotation, cellular component: proteasome core complex. The record is from RefSeq and is a predicted model, not a curated record.